This is a messenger RNA of Phanerochaete carnosa HHB-10118-sp, 354 nucleotides long. RefSeq lists its product as uncharacterized. The transcript has a single exon. Bases 1 to 354 code for a protein of 117 amino acids. NCBI's taxonomy places the organism in Eukaryota, Fungi, Basidiomycota, Agaricomycetes, Polyporales, Phanerochaetaceae. The record is from RefSeq and is a predicted model, not a curated record.
AUGGAAGCACGCAUGCAGUACUCCGAACCAAGCGGAAAAGCAACGCCCGGGUUGCAAUCCAUACGGGCAGAUCAUAGGCUAAUACCGCUGCGCGGCGGCUUCACAUCGCCCUACAACGACGAGCGACGCGACAAGCGCCAGAGCCUCGCUGAUCCAUUCGCGGACCCGUUUGGCGACUCGGAGCAGUCAAAAACAGAGAAGGAGCGCGAGGACGCGGACACACUUAUGGCAGAGAUCCAGCAGAUCAUAGAGUACAACGUUUGUGAUGACGAGCCGGAGGCGGGCGAGGGGCCAUUUGUUGUUGGUGAUAGUGAUGAGGAGGACGUCGGGUCUUUGAGCGAAUGUAGCGUUUAG